Catharus ustulatus (Swainson's thrush) is the source of this 6393-nucleotide messenger RNA. It is a transcript of the gene HEATR3, whose product is annotated as HEAT repeat containing 3. Gene Ontology annotation, biological process: ribosomal large subunit biogenesis; protein import into nucleus. The transcript is spliced from 16 exons. Bases 214 to 2145 code for a protein of 643 amino acids. Lineage: Eukaryota; Metazoa; Chordata; Aves; Passeriformes; Turdidae. The record is from RefSeq and is a predicted model, not a curated record.
GUUCAAUAAGGGCUGUCUUCCUUCAUUUUUUUUUCCACUGCCAUGGAAACCAAAAAUGACCUUUUUUAAGAUCUCCACUGAACACAGAAGAACUUCAGAAAAUUUAUAGCUGCAUUCUGUAACUUUCAUACCGGACCAACAUUUCCUGUAUUUGAUGUGGUUCUUACACUCUUAAGAUACUGACACCAGAGAGGAAACCCCUUCCAGGUUUCCAUGCUCCAGGUCAAUCCCACCUCUCUGCAGCAUCCAAGUGCUGAGGUGAGGGAGUAUGCCUGUGCCAGUAUUUCCAAGCUGUUGCAGCAGAAGCAUGUCAUCCCAGCCUUUGUGCAGAGGGACGUGGUGCGCUGUCUGGGGCCCUUGCUGAUGGAUCACAGCUUAGCUGUGCGGGAAACAGCUGCAGGCGCUCUCCGAAAUCUGAGUGCUUGUGGAGGAUUUGAUGUCUGUGAUGACAUGGUGACAAAUGACAUCAUGACACCCCUGGUUGCACUUCUGAAAGAGUGCAGCACUGGACUGGAUGCUAACCAGCUCUCUCCAAAGAAAUGCCAAGAGAUGAACAAAAAUUAUAUUGAAGACAUUGCCAAUGAAGCUGUUAAUUUGCUGUGGAAUAUAUGUGAAUGCAACAAUACUGCCCUAUAUAUAUUCAAUAAAGAAGGAUGUCUGGAGGCUGUGUUACAUUACAUGAAGAAAUUCGCCACAAAUGUAGAUCUGGCUAUUUCAGUAGCAAACUGCUUGCAGGCAGUGACAGAAGAUAAUCCAGAUCUUCUUUCUUCAUUUAAUACUUCUGCACAACAAAUACUGGAAACAGUGAUGUUGUGUCCAGAGAGCACCAUGAAGCACAUCCUUCUGAGAACUCUGAUAGCAGGCACUAUCUGGAAUAUAAAGGAUACCAUCCCACCAGGAAGCCUGGGAAGCACAGUUAAUGCAAUCCUGAAGAUAUUUUCGGAAUCUUUGGCAAUAGAUGCUGGAGAAACAAUUAUUCGUAUGAAUGAAGCUGAAAAAAAUAGGUUAAAACUUGCUGUGGAAGUAGAAACUGAGGAAAACAUGAGUGAUACUACAGAAAACUGUGUUUUGAGUGAAGAUGAUAACAUGGAAGAAGAACCAAAAGGAAAACUCAGAAGAGAAAAUGAUGUUUCAGAUUUACUUCCAUCUGAUAAGUGGGAACUGAAAGAAGUGACAGCUUUACUGACGGCUCAGCAGACUGCUCUGGAAAUCAUUGUUAAUAUGUGCUGCAGUGAAGAUCCCUCCGAUGACGAGUGGGAAGAGCUCUCCAGCAGUGAUGAGAGUGACUUGUUCAUGGAAAGCUCGUACAACGAGGGGAGUGGGCUGCUGCUGUCACCCCUGUGCCUUUCUGAUGAGGUGAACUCUGCAUUUCUGAACAACCUCAUUCCCAAGAAGAUUCUUGAAAAAACUGCUUUUCCGAACAGUGUUGCUCUAGACAUCUGUAUGCAAAAUCCGUCUUGGAAACCAUUAAUUAAAAAACUGAAUGCAGUGCAGUGUAGAGCUUUAACAUGUCUUCAGAGCAUUUUGUUGGUGUCAGAUGUGGAUAGUCUUGGGGGAGCUUCAGCACUUCAGUCCCUUGCGCAGCAUCUCUCACAGCUGAUCUUUUCUAAAGCAGAACUCCCUAAAGACACAGAAUUCUUGGAAGCUGUAACCAGUGCUUUGAGGGCUCUCCUACAAACAAUGGCAUCAAAGAACAUCUCCCAGUGUAUGACUCCUGAGCAGCUAUUGGCUUUGUGUGAGGCUGGUAUUCAAAGCAGCAAUGCCAGUGUUAGAGUGAAUGUGGUGAGCAUCCUUGGAAUUUCUGGCAGUGUCCUGGCAAAAGGACAAGAUACAGCUGAAACACUGAAGAUGAUUGGAAAAUUUCUUCUUGAGGUUGCUAUGAAGGAAUCUUCUCUUGUGGUAGCAGGGGAAGCCUUGGAUGCACUUUUUGAUGUAUUUGCAGACGGUAAAGAAGCAGAAAAGGCGGCGUUACAGAUCAAGUUGCUUCCAACACUGAAGGAAUUUCAACCAGUGUUCAGAAUGAGGAUGCGAAAAGAAGGCAAAGGACAAUAUAGUACAGAUCAACUGUGUGUUCUUGACAAUGUGAAGAUGAAUUUGAGAAGAUUCAUUGCAUAUCAGGAGACACUAGGGAAAACCCCAACUUGAAACACUGAGGAACUUUUAAGGUUUUCCUUAUUAAGAAAUGUUUACAAAAAAUAUAACUGUUUUGAACUUCCAAACUUUACUGAGCAGAGCAGUUUUGCAUUGAUGUUAAUGCUACAUUUUAUGACAUUCAGUAUUUUUAUACUUUUGGGUUGAUGCAAUAUGAAAGACAUAUGAGCAUCAAAAACCCCAUGGCAUACCCUAAGAUUGUUGCAGUGAAAAGAAGGUGCUCUUUAGGUCCUGAGAUCUGUACAUAGCACCACUGUCAUUGCCUGGAUAUUGUCAUGCGCCCUGGCAAAAAACUACACUUGCAUGAAAAAGUAAUUCUGAAAAUGUUCUUGUCAUGUGACAGAUUGGAGGGGGGGAAAAAAAAAGUAAAAACUCAAGAUCUAUUUCAGGGUAUGGAGCAGUGGGAGAAUGUUCAUAUUUGCUGUUUGCUCUUACCUGUUCCUAGAAUUGCACAGACACUUAUGGCAGACUUCCCAAAAGAAGUGUGUGACAAACGUGUAGAUUUAUCAUUUAUGAUAAAUUCAGUAUGCUAGCUUUUUGCUGUGAAAAUCCACUUAAGCAGAUUCUACACUUAGACACAACUCCCUGUCUUUAUUUUGAUUAGUAUUUCUGAAAAUUAAGUCUCCUAUUUUACAGUCUUCCUUGUAAUUCUACAUCAGCAUGAGCUUGAAUUCAGGGAAGUAGUAAACCUAACAGAAAGUAUUUUUUUAUACUGAGGUAUUACCUGAAGUAAAUUUAUAUUUGCUUAAAAUACCUUUUGGUGAUACUUGUGGUGGAGAUUUUUAAGCUGUAAAAACCAGAAAAUAUUUUUUAAAAUAUCAUUGUUCGAUGCAAAUUGUAUGAUAUAUUCCAUAUAUCAAAGCUUUGGUUUUGUUUCUGUGAGGCCUCUUGUACACAUUUUUCAAGAAAAAAACCCACAGCUAAACACAAAAGCAUUUUUUGAAACAAGAGGUUUUUUACUCCUCUCUCUGUGUGCUGCCUUAGCUCAGGCAUCCAGUUUUUGGCAGAUUUUAUCGCAUGUUAGAAGCAUGGAACUUAGAAAGACCAAAUUUGCUCUGUUUGUUAGAUUUCAGUCUCUAAGAUUGGAAAGCAGACUUGAGAACUGACUGGUAACUUGCAAAUGACUGACUCUGAAAUCCUGACCAGAUAUUUUGUCAAAUGCAAGAGGAAGAGAAGUUUAAGCAGCUGUACUGCCUGAAAGUGCUGUCACUGCUGUUACUUCUCAAGAGUCAGAUGAAAUGUGUGAUGUGAUACCUGCUAGCCAAAGGAGUGAGAGGGUGGAACUGGGGGGGCUCCGGGGCCUUUGAGGCUGUACUAGAGAAAACCAGGAGACGUCAAGAGCAUGGAGUGGACGAGAGGUUAUCCAGGGAUUUGGCAGGGCAGGCAGUGAAGAGGUCUGGAGUGUAACAGCUGAGGAAAGGUGGAUUAUGGCAUAAUACCCUACAGUGUGUGGAUUUUAAUCCUGGUGUUAGUUAUACUUGCUGUACACUGAGCACACUGUACUGUCAGCCUGAUGAAAGGUAUUGAUAUUUUUUUGGAGCACUUAAAGGACUUCAUGUGGAAAGUUCUGCUCUCAUUUUCUGGGUGCUACGUUGAAUUGCAGGAUGUUCUAGAUUGGAAGGGAUCUCUGGAGGUCUCAGUCUAGUCCUCUGAUCAAAGCAGGGCUGACUUGGGAGACAGGUUGUGCUAGGCCUUGAACAUCUCCCAGAAUGGAAAUUCUGGACAGCAUUUUUCAGGGCUUGACUGUUCUCACUGGAAACACGUUUUUUUCCCUUUUCCCCUUGUGCCUUGUAGGACUUCUCCCCUGCUGCAAAAUGUGCCUCUUGUCCUUUGACUGCACACCACCAAGAAGAGCCUGGCUCCAUCUCCUAACCCCCACUUGGCAGCUGAAAACAGCAAUUGUAUUUCCCUCUUCCCCAGGCCAAAUAAACCCAGCUCUCUCAGCUGUUCCUUGUACGCCCUCUCACCCUCCAACCAUCUUACUGGCCUUCUUCUUGACCUUCUCUGUCUUGUACUGAGGGCCCAAAACUGAACACACUUCUCCAGAUGUGAUCUCCUAGGUGCUGAAUAGAGAAGUCAUUGGUUUUCUUGUCCUGGUGCCCAUGCUCCUGCUAGUACAGCCUGUUAUUUGUUAGCUGUUGUCACUGCUGCCUUCAACUUACUGUCCACCAGGACUUUUUUGGGUCCUUCUCUACAAAGCUGUCUUUUGGUCAUUCAGUCAAGAGCACUGUCACAAAUGUAGGACUUUGCAUUUUACAAGUGUAGCAGCCAGAAUCUGUUUCCUGGGGACUGUUAGAAAACCGAAGUAUGUUAUUUUUUGUUUUGGGUUUUUCUUUCAGGUUGAUAAUGACAAGAAACAUUUCAUGUACAAAUACAAAUCUGAAAGUUGCAGAUAUACAGAGGAUAGGGCACCCACUAGAAACAUGGUUUUCUUAAUAUAUAAAUCAGUUAGGUCCUGUUUUUUUUCCUUCAAAUGAAAAAACAGACUGACAUUUAGAUCCUCAACUAUUCUGGCAAUAGGAAUGCAAAGAUUAUUUUUUGCUAUGCAGUGAUCAGCUGAAUGUCUUGAAAAAAUAUUUUCAUAACAAGAUUGGUGCAUAGUACAAACCAUAUCACUUAAAGAAGAAUAUUAAUGCAUCUAUGGAAGUUAAGGCAAGUUAUGAGUGAUUUAAAGAAGUGUCAAAUCAGGGACUAAAACCAGAUGAGAUACACUGGCACAAAAGGGCUAAGCUACAAGAUUGGGGCUACAAAAGUUGUUCUGGCACAACUGAGGAAAAUUAAGGCAGCAGCAGAAGUGAUGAUAAUGUGCAAAUUAAAAUGUUUUGGGGGCUCUUUGAACACUGGCUCAUUUAAUAGGUCUAGGAUAAGCUUCAGACAAAGACAGGAUCCUUUACAGCCUACAAAGGGGAAGACAGAUCCUGAUACUUUGAGUGCGGCAGAAAUUGGACUGAUGUGGACGGUGUGUAGCAUAAGUAAAUAGGUACUAGAUGUAAGUGAUCUUCAUCAGUUAAUCUCAUCAAACAGAUAAGACUGGUAUCAAAACAUGUAUCUGAAUUGGGUUGCUUAUUCUGGUCCCUAAGGCAUCAUCUGUCUGCUUCAGUUGAAAACCCCAGUCCUUGGAAAGUAUGGAUUGCUGCUCUACUUGUGUCCCUGUCUGAUGCUGAGCACAACAGACUGGCUCUGAGCUGAGCUGCAAUACCAAAAUAGCUGCUGAAUUUACCUUGCUCUGUGGUAUCAAGUAGAGUGUAAAGAAGGCUGUGGCUCCCCUGCCUUCUUCAGGAGCAGCAGGACCACUGGUCUUUUCUGCUGCCUUGGUCUUUGCAGCCUGCAAAAUGUUGAAUUCCCAGCUGUAGAAAUAAAGAAUUAUCACUUGUGUGGUUUUAUUAUUGCUCUCUAUGAAAAGAAACAAGUGGCAAGAUUUAAAUAUGCAUUUGUUGUUUAUAGAUCUUGCCUUGACAUUCAGAAGCAGAUGGCUGUAUACCACAGUCGAGUCAACAGUUUAACUUUUUUGGGGUUUUGGUGUGUGUUGAAGGUAAUUUUUUGCACAAUAUGGGCUUUUAUUUUUUUGAAGAUUGUCUCAGAGGAGCAAGAAUAACUUCAACCAGUACUACUUGGCUUUGUUUGAUGUUUGUAUUUUGAGAGACAAAUACAAAAAAGAAUGAGAGAGCACAGUAAAAUUACAAAACGAGAACUGUGUUGGAAAGCAAAUUAUUUUAAAAUUAGUUUGUAGUUUCAGCAUUACAAAUGAAAUUCGUAUCUUAUGGAAUAUUGACAUAAAACAACCAACCAAAAAUGCCCAUAAACUCAAGUUCUGUUUCCUUAGUGAGGGAUUUUCAAUAAAAACAUUCCCAAGGAUUGGAUAGAAAUGUCUACCCUUGCAUUUACUGUUGCAAAUUCCAAUUCAGGCAAUGGUGGUGGUAAUUGGAAAUAAUGUAAUUGUUCCUUUCUGGCACGAGUGACUUUAGCAAACAAUCUAUAUAUAGUUUGUUCUGGACAAGCUGUUAAGAUACAUAACUUUAAGAUAUUUGGCAAAAUCUGAGGUCUCUGACAGACAGCAGAUUAAGGAACAUGAAGUUUUUCCACCAGGACUGACACAUGGUGAGUCUUUCUGUGUGAAGCAGCUUUUACUUGAGUGGGGGGGUGGGUUUUUUUUGGUCUAAUUUUCAAUAAUUUAAAACUGUUAAAUUUUGUACCUUCUGGAAAAACAAUUGAAGCCAUAUAAGUAAAUUCAUUUAAAUUUCA